UUUUUUGUCAGUGGGGGGCGGAAGAAGUCAGCAGCUAGAUAAGUUAGAAAUAGUUUUUACAGCGUCGUUUUUAUGUUGACAUUUCAGUCCAAGUGUUACUCUAAAAAGUGCUGUGCUUAUUUCAAACACUCAACGUGUGCAUUGUCUAUCAGCUUCCUCUGUAAUGAUUCAUGUAGCUUUGUUGACAAGACGAGAAGGACCGCUAACUUAAGCACAGAAGAGUCGACGGAAUAACGGACUAGCCAGGAAGCUAACGCCUGUGGUCCCGACAACUAGUCUAGCUAAGAGCCAUUAAGUAAUGAAGACAGUACAGCUAUUGUUUGUCGAAUAUCCUUGAGUGUAUCUGCUUGACUUUUUUUAAAAAAAAUUUGCUCUCUCAAUGUUUUAAUACACCUUUUAAUCGUAAGCGUCAUUUAGUGUGGCUAGCUGAGCUAAGUUAUCGUCCAGCGGAGAAACUGGUUCCUCUUUAAAGAUGAUAUUUGCAUUAACAAUGAAGUAGCUGUGGAGUGAGAGCGCUGCUAUGGUAUCUGCAGGACGUGUGCCGCUUUCGAGUUGAAACGACCAAACUGGAGACAGCUGGUCCAGCAUGAAGGCCCUCUUAUUCCGAUUCUCCUUCUACGCUGGUUUCGUGGUGGGAACCAUCACGCUGUACGUUUUCCUGAGGCAGGUGUGGUUUGAGGGGACUUUAUCACGUCAGGGAACAAACCUGAACAAAGUCAGCGAUGACCAGGAACAGCUCGAGGAAGAAAUGAAGAUAUGGAAAAAGGAAAGGUCUGCCCUUUUCAAUCUGGAGCAUCCUCAUCAUACAGGAGAGGACGGCCGCAUGGCUGAUGAGCUGUACAAAAAGGUCCGUAUUCUUUGCUGGGUGAUGACUGGACCAAGCAACCUGGAGAAGAAGACUCGCCAUGUGAAGUCUACUUGGAGUCGCCACUGUAAUAUUGUGAUUUUCAUGAGCUCUGUGGACGACCCCGAUUUUCCCACGGUGGGCUUAGGCACGAAGGAGGGUCGGGAUCAGUUGUACUGGAAAACAAUCAAGGCAUUCCAUUAUGUCUACGAGCAUCACAUCAACGAGGCGGAUUGGUUCCUCAAGGCAGAUGACGACACCUAUGUUAUUGUAGAUAACCUGCGUUUAGUUCUCGCCAACCACACACCCGAGGAACCAGUUUACUUUGGCCGAAGAUUUAAGCCCUAUGUAAAGCAGGGCUACAUGAGUGGCGGGGCAGGCUAUGUGUUGAGCAAAGAAGCUCUGCGAAGAUUUGUAGGAGGAUUUAAAACCAAUGUGUGCACUCACACUUCCUCUACAGAGGAUCUUGAGAUGGGACGGUGCAUGGAGAAAGUUGGGGUGUUGGCUGGGGACUCCAGAGACAGUAUGCAAAGGGAGACAUUUCAUCCAUUUGUCCCUGAGCAGCACCUAACACAUAAGUUCCCAAAGAGCUUCUGGUAUUGGCGCUACUGCUACCACCCCAUCUCAGAGGGUCCAAACUGCUGCUCGGACCUUUCAGUGUCAUUCCACUAUGUUGGUGCUUCACAAAUGUAUUUAAUGGAGUACUACACCUAUCACCUGCGUGCCUUUGGAUACAGUUACCGUUACCAGCCGCCUGCUCCACUUGGCUAUGGUAUUGAGAAAUCUGUGGAAGGGAAAAACAGGCCAGCUCCUCAGGAAAACAGGCGAGGAGACGGGGAGGAUCAAUCCAGGACUGACAAAAGACAGAAUGUAGAUCCCCCUCAAGCAGCUGGUAAAGACCCUCCUGCUGCUCCAUCAGGGUAAAUCAGAAGGAUGUUUGGGUGUGUGAAGGAAACUUAUCAUUAGGUAGAGUGUUUAAAUGUUUGUUAAUUCAUUUUGUUGUUCUUGGCUCAUUGAGGGAAUCAUUUCACUCAUAUUUCUCAGCUGAGGCACUCCUACUUCACAGUUACUGAAGAAUUCCUUCAGGACUUUAAUUGUUGAUUAUCAGGUUUGUUUGGUUGAGCUAUAAGACAGUGUCUUCUUUAAAAAGGUGGGAACUGCUUUCUGUUAGCUUCAGUCAUUUGAAAAUAAGUGAAGCACUUUUUUUUUUAAGUAUCAACUUUCUAUAAGAACCAAGUUUUCUACAAAUCCGACAAAAUUGAUUUAACACGUUUUUUCAAAAGUAUUUUUAAACUAUGACAAACCCACCAAACUUGACGGACCACUCUGUAAAGCGAGUUCUUUUGUUUCCCGUUUCACUCAUGAACUCUUGAUGUUUUCUAUAUUAUUUCAGGACUUUCAGGCCCUUAUUGAACUUUCUUUUCACUGAUGAACCUUACAACAGGUGAUUAUGUUUGUCAGCCUCGCUCACUGAACUCAAAAGACUCGGUUUGGUUUAGAUAAGGGGGCGUCGUAGAGUAUCACAUGCAGGAGGAAGAGGAGUGUUUCAUAAUGGUGACCCUUUCCAUGGUAAUAUAACUACAACAUGUAUAAGUAAUUUCAGCAAGCAAAUACAACAGUGGGGAAAAAAAAUACAGACAACUGAGGGGAGUAGCAUAGAGAAUAAAGCCGUGAAACUCUGCUCAAUGUUAAUAAUGUUUUUGUGAAAGUACAAAAAAAGCAUUCGGAUCUGUCGAUUGUUCUGACUCAUCACUCCCUGCCCACUCCGUUUCACUAAAUGUUCCAGACAAUCAUCAAACCUGCUCACACAGACUAUAUACACAUUUAUUGCUACAGUAUUAUUUUACUAGUGGGCCGGAAGGAUAAAGUGGAAGUGAAUAGAUUUAACCAUUAGAGUUUGCCCCACUUGGACAACGUUGGGAAACUGUGAGGUGUGCAUUGCUGUUGUGAAAGUGGAUAUGGACAACUAUGUGCCUCAUAGGACAAUGAGACCCAGUUUAUUUACAUUGAGUUGAUUAAAAACUGUUGGAUUAAAACAGCCAAGAUACAUUGCAGAUGGAUCUCUAAUCUGGAGGUUUUUUUUCUGAAUUAGAUCAUUCUAAGUCAAAGUGCCUCAACUUGUGCAAUAAGUCAACACUUGUCAUGUGCACACUGCUUAACCUGGUGGUCUGUCUCUGAUUGCCUCUUCCAAACAGGAUUAGUGCAGAGUUUAAAAGGAUUAUCCUGAUGCAGGCUAGUGUCAUUUUAAAGUCAAUAUACGGUUCAAGAAUAAGUCCUUCUUUAUUUGUUGUUUGCUGUGAUUGCUCUGAGAUUUUUUUUUUUUUAAAUCAAGAAUCUAAUAUGUAAGCAAUCUUUUCAGAUUUUUAGAGUUAUGCGUUUUCAUUACCAGAUUUCAGAACAGAUUCAGCUGCAGAUUAUUUUUUCUUUACUAAUUCAUCAACUAAUAAUUUCUCCAUGAGUUAAAAAUUGAUAGAAAUGUCUAAAGAAACGCCUGGUAGGACUUCCUAAAACCCAAAUAACUAGUAUUUCUAAUCAAUAGUCAAACAUUACGAGUUCACUGUUGCAUUCGGGCCAUGUCCUGUGUCAUGUUUGGCUUCUGUUGCUUCCUGUCCUGAGUAUUUGUCAAACUAUUUGAACACACCAAUUGAAUUAAUGUUUUUUUCUGAAAGUACAAAAAAAGCAUUCAAAUCUAACGAUUGUUCUGACUCUAAAUUUAAGACAUGAUCUUGCAGCCUUAAACCAGUGUCAGAUGAAUAGGAAAUGUUAUUAAUACAUUUAACUUAACAUUUAUCCUUAAAACCUACAAGAUCAUUUAAGCCAAAGAUUUUCUCAAGAUGUGAUACAGGAUUUAAGACAGACCCAUAACUUUUAGUCUACUUUCUAUCUUAGCAAUAAUGAAGUGAAUCUUUGUAUCUCUCAUUAGUCUCUCUGUUCUUCACCUUUUUGUUCAUUUGACUAUGCCUCUGAUCAUUAGUAGGGCUUAUUAAUUCCAGACUGUGGUGAUAGGUUUCUUGUCAUGAUGCAGGGGGCUUACCAUUCAGUCCAUUCUAUGCAAGGCAGUGUAUUCCAUUUCUUUUUUUAUCUAAUUUUAUCAUACUUUUUGUGAAGUCCUAGCAAAAGAAUAAAAAUCGCCUUGUUGGGGCGCCGAUAGCCUAGAGGUUGUGAUGCAGGUCCCAUGUGUGGAGGCGGUGGUCCUCAGGGCAGUGGCCGUGGGUUUAAUAAAGUGUUUUUAAACUAAAUACAGUUUACAACACAUCACAAUACUCCAGUGUUAGAGUAUUUACUGACACACCCAGUAGUAGGUUUGUAAUAAAACACAAUCUCCUGGAAGGCCCUGGCACACACACGUCACAGCUCCCUGCAUCAGAUGACUUUUAGCUUGUGCCUUCUGAACUGAGACUAAAUGAGCCUUCUGCUACAUGGAUGACUUUGCACUGUGACUUCACCUUAAUGAGAUGGAUGCUUUCAGAUCAGCUUAAACUAUACUGAACCCUUCCAUGUUUUAAAUCUUACCUCUGGGACAGCCAGUGGAUGGUGGGUUUGUGGUGUUUUUUUUAUCAGAAGAAGAGAUUUUCUUUCUGAUAUUUUAUUUACUAUCAUGUUUGAUUUUAGAAAAAUGUGUGGGUCAGAGCUUUUUCUUUUGUUGCUAUUAUAUUAUGUAUACUUAAACAUUGUUGAAACCUACUUUGUAACCAAACAGAGAACUAAUAUUGUGAAAGAUUUAGUAAUUACCAAAUACAAGAAACCAGCUUUAGACAUUGACAGGAUUCAGUGGUUGAACGUUUUAGUUUGCAAAUGAGUGCUGAUUCUUACAAGCUGCGCAUAAAAGUUCUGAGGCCCAAAACUCCUAAAAGUGGUUUCUUAUUCUAGAGAUAAACACACCAAGUCCUCACAAACCCAUUCUAAUUUUAUUAAAGGGAAAGGUGUACAGUGUGUAUUUAUAUUGAAGUAUAUUUAUGUUCCUAUCAAUGUCAAUUCAGUCAAUACCCUUGAGUGUGUAAAUGAGUUUGUGUGAGUAUGUGAGCACACAUUAUUGGUGUGCAGCAUUGUUUUCACUGAAUGGUACUUUGAUCACUAUAAAUAAAGUAUUUUAUUGUA
Labrus mixtus (cuckoo wrasse) is the source of this 4942-nucleotide messenger RNA. RefSeq names its product core 1 synthase, glycoprotein-N-acetylgalactosamine 3-beta-galactosyltransferase 1, like b (gene c1galt1lb). Gene Ontology annotation, cellular component: membrane. Lineage: Eukaryota; Metazoa; Chordata; Actinopteri; Labriformes; Labridae. The coding region runs from base 587 to 1768 and encodes 393 amino acids. The record is from RefSeq and is a predicted model, not a curated record. The transcript has 4 exons. Gene Ontology annotation, molecular function: N-acetylgalactosaminide beta-1,3-galactosyltransferase activity.